AGCUGCGAAGUGAAAGUGGUUUAAAAGACAAGUUUUACGCUGUCAUUUUAUACUGAUGUGUGUGUGACAUACAUUUCACUUGUAAAGUAAAGAGAAUUGAAAUGUUUGGGGAAUGUCCAUGAUUCGUUUUCAUUAUUUCAGUGGCUUUUAAAAUCCGGAAGGAGUGAAGCAAACAGAACUCUUACGUGUUUUCUAUCGACAACAUGGCUGUAUGAUAGAUAAACAGAAUACCCGUUAUUGUCAAUAACAGGACAAAUAUAACAAAGAGGGUUGGAAUUAUAAUUUUAGGCUUGUUGGUUGUAACAACGUCUGUUUUUUCACUAGAAUGUUAACUUUUGCGAAGGCUAAACUAGCAGUGCUCGGGAUAAUACGGCAGUGUGUUGCGCUGAGGGCACUCAAUGGAGCGCAAGCGGUGCGUAGAGGAUUCGCGUCCACCGAACGAGAUGAGAAAUCCAGCACUUCUGAAAACGAGCUCUUUGACAUUAUAAUAUCUGGCGGGGGAAUGGUGGGCACCGCUAUGGCGUGUUCUUUGGGUCUAGAUCCAAAUUUGGCAGGGAAAAAGAUCCUUCUGCUGGAAGCUGGUCACAAAAAAGAGAUGGACAAGGUUCCAGAGACCUACAGUACAAGGGUCAGCUCCAUCAGCCCAGGCUCAGCAGCUCUUCUUAGUGGUCUUGGUGCUUGGGACCAUAUUGUAAAUAUGAGAUGCAAGCCAUAUAAUAAAAUGCAGGUUUGGGAUGCUUGUUCAGAUGCCCUGAUUACAUUUGAUAAGGAGAAUCUGCAGGACGAGAUGGCAUACAUCGUUGAGAACGACGUCAUUGUGGCUGCCCUCACCAAACAGCUGCAGACUCUCUCUGACCAUGUUGAAGUGCAGUACCGAACAAAAGUGGUGAAGUACACCUGGCCCCAUCCUUACCAUGUCUCGGAGUCCAUCCCUUGGGUUCAGGUGACUCUUGCUAAUGGAAAGACUCUUCACACCAAGCUAUUGAUUGGUGCUGAUGGGCCGAACUCAAUGGUGCGGAGAGAGGCUGGCAUCCCAACUGUCAAAUGGAAUUACGAUCAAUCAGCAGUUGUCGCUGUUCUGCAUUUGUCUGAGCCCACAGAAAAUAACGUAGCCUGGCAGAGGUUCCUACCAACCGGACCCAUUGCAAUGCUUCCUUUGUCAGACACGGAGAGCUCACUGGUCUGGUCCACCAGUCAUCAGCAUGCUGAAGAACUUCUACAGCUGGAUGAAGAGAGCUUUGUGGAUGCCAUUAACUCUGCAUUUUGGAGUAAUGAGAACCAUUCUGAGCUGGUGGAGACUGCCGGCUCUCUGUUUCGGACGGCCCUUUCUGUCCUGAUGCCUGACAGUGGCUCUGCACGUCAGCUUCCACCUAGCGUUGCCGGUAUUGGCCCAAAGAGCCGGGUCGUGUUCCCCCUAGGCAUGGGCCAUGCCACAGAAUACAUCCGCCACAGAGUGGCCAUCAUUGGAGAUGCUGCACACAGAGUCCAUCCUUUAGCAGGCCAAGGUGCCAAUCUAGGCUUUGGCGAUGUGGCCUAUCUCACAAAAGUUCUUAGCCAAGCAGCAUUUAAUGGAAAAGACCUUGGAGCCAUGCAGCACUUGUUGGAGUUCGAGACUGAACGUCAGCGACACAAUCUUCCUAUGAUGGCAGCGGUUGACCUCAUGAAGAGACUUUACUCCACUAAUGCCGCCCCUUUGGUUCUAUUGAGAACCUUCGGCCUGCAGGCUACCAACGCACUGCCUCCAUUUAAAGAGCAGAUCAUGGCCUACGCCAGCAAGUAAAACACCAACUGCAUACUGGAUGUUUGCUGGAUCUCUAAUGUUAGAAGAUUUUGUUUAUGAAGUGUUUGUAUAAAUUAAUAAAAUUAUAUUUUAUUCCUCUGUCUUCAUAGGAAAACAUUUUUAUGCCAUCUUUUCCAGUCACCCAUAUGAAGAUGUACUGUAACUACUACUCUGCUGACUUUACUAAUAGAACAGAAAUGUGCAUGUGUACCAAACAAAUUUCAUAAAUCUAUAUAUUGAUUUAUAUUUCAUAAAUAAUAAAUCUAUUUGGUCGUAA
This is a messenger RNA of Cyprinus carpio (common carp), 2057 nucleotides long. It is a transcript of the gene coq6, whose product is annotated as coenzyme Q6 monooxygenase. The record is from RefSeq and is a predicted model, not a curated record. Gene Ontology annotation, biological process: ubiquinone biosynthetic process. Gene Ontology annotation, molecular function: FAD binding; 2-octaprenyl-6-methoxyphenol hydroxylase activity; oxidoreductase activity, acting on paired donors, with incorporation or reduction of molecular oxygen, NAD(P)H as one donor, and incorporation of one atom of oxygen. NCBI's taxonomy places the organism in Eukaryota, Metazoa, Chordata, Actinopteri, Cypriniformes, Cyprinidae. Gene Ontology annotation, cellular component: mitochondrion.